Molecule: messenger RNA, 2142 nt
Organism: Xiphophorus couchianus (Monterrey platyfish)
Lineage: Eukaryota; Metazoa; Chordata; Actinopteri; Cyprinodontiformes; Poeciliidae
Product: insulin-like growth factor-binding protein 3
Exons: 4
Coding region: 415-1272 (285 amino acids)
Biological process (GO): regulation of insulin-like growth factor receptor signaling pathway
Cellular component (GO): extracellular region
Molecular function (GO): insulin-like growth factor II binding; insulin-like growth factor I binding; fibronectin binding
Source: RefSeq, a predicted model, not a curated record
AAUUACUAAAAAAAAAAAAAAAACAUUACCGUAAUAUUGAUUAGCGAUUUAUGACGAGGCAUUCUACUUAAUAAGAGAGAGAGAGGUGAACAAAACUGCUUAUACGCUGUGGCAGAGGAAUACUAGAAAGACAAGUUGUAGAUGAAAUUCUUUAUUUCGAUGUCUAAAACCUAAGCAAACAGCUCUUACACUGUCCAGAAUAAGCGAAGUCGAAGUUAUUCAGCAGUGCGCCACAAGCCUUUCGGGGGUGUGACUACAGUCAUUGGGGUCUAUAUAUUGAGAUGUUUUGUCCUCUAGCUAGAUGUGAAUGAGGGAAGCUGACCAGUGGAAACUCGCCGCAGCGGGACUGUGUGCCACCUCUCUGCAACUCACUUUCUCUCUCUCUCUCUCUCUCUCUCUCUCUGUCGCAUCACCAUGGAUUCCUAUUUUCUAGCACUUCGCAUGAUUUUUCUUGUGGCAUCGCUCACCCGCAGGUCAGGUGCGAGCGGGCCGGUCAUUAGGUGUGAGCCGUGCGACAUCAGAGCGCGCCUUUUGUGCAAGCCUUUACCCAAGGAAUGCGCCGAGAGAGUCCGCGAACCUGGCUGCGGCUGCUGCAUGACUUGCGCCCUUAGCUUCGGCCAGCCGUGUGGAGUGUACACCGGGAGAUGCAGCUCCGGACUGACCUGCCAGCAUCAGCCAGGUGAAACGAAGCCUCUGCAGGCUCUGCUUGAGGGUCGAGGUGUUUGCGUAAACGCGACGAACAGACGGCCGUCGGUCAGACCCACACCCACAUAUCCGGUCAAUGAAGUGCCAGACAACACAGAGGCUAAGGAUAAGGAGGAGAAGCCAUCCUGUCCAGAUCUUGAAACUUCAUGUAACCCUGCACCUCCCAGGCCUUCGCUUCACCCCAUCCUGUCCUCCGCAAAGUCAAAUGCCAUCAGAUGGGAUCAACAGAAGGCAACCCGGAUCUGUAAGGUGGAGGAUCUCUCAGGACCAGUCAUCACAGACCAACUAAACAUCUCUCUAGAAACCAAACAGGAGCCUGAGUAUGGUCCCUGUCGAAGAGAAAUAGAGUGCAUACUCAGCACCCUGAAAAUUAUGAACAUCCUCAACCCCAGAGGCUUCCGCAUCCCAAACUGUGACAAGAAGGGCUUUUAUAAGAAAAAGCAGUGCCGUCCAUCCAAAGGCAGAAAGCGAGGCUUCUGUUGGAGUGUGGACAAAUAUGGGCAGCCUCUGCCAGGUCUUGAUGGGAAGGAGCGAGAAGUCCAGCGCUACAACUCCGAGAGCCAAUAGGAGGAAAGCAGGCUGGGGAGGGAGGGAGUUUUCGAGUGAACAAAAAGAACUGUAAACAAAUAGAAGCACUAAGGAUAUUGGAGGACAGGUCAGGAGAUGGCUUGGCUGAUAUAUGGAUAGUUGCUGUUUCUAUCUGUUGUCUGUCGGACCCUUUUUCACCGAGACAGAACAAAGGGAGCGGUGAAAGUGUAUCAGGAGGAAAGACCUGGAAUUUAUGCUACAAACAGACGAUAAGCUCUUUUAUUUUUUACUCCCACCUGGACAACUCCUGGAAAAAUUACACGCUUCAGAAUUCAUUUUGAAUGCCUUAAACUGAUUAGGAAGCACACACACACCCCUGCACACACGCAAACAUGUCACAGAUGGCGAUUGGGUUAGCGCUUCAUUUUACGCACAAUUAUAUGGCAUCGCAUAUGUGUACAUACAUUUUGUUGUAUAAUCAUUAUUUGUGUGCUUGUAAUUUGUAGCAGACAUUUUGUAUCUGGACGAGAUGACCAUGAAAUGUAUAUACGUAUGAAUUUGUUCAGUCUAAUUAUGCAGUGCCUUACUAUGAAUGCCUGUUAGGAGUUCCAUUGUUUCUAGUGGAGUAUGAUGGAACUGUGCAGCUCAGAUACUACAAUGCAUUCAAAGGCAUUUUAUGCUGGAUCUUAAGCCACAGAAAGAAUUUUUUUUUUUUAUCUCAACUGUGGCUAUUUUUAUGAUUGAUGAGCUGAAUAAGCUGAACAGUUGGGCUGAAGACCUCUGCCGUUAUCUUUGAUUUUUCAUAAAGCCAGAGAUUUUGUUCUGUGCUCUCUUUUAGCUGAAGUAUGUUUGCAUGUACAGUCCAGCAACUGAAGUCUAUUUUUACUUAAUAAAGGCAGCAAAAACUAA